GUAAAGCGCCAAUGUUAUGGUUGGAAAUUUGACCAGUCGUCCUCUAAGCUAACCUGUCAGUCGCCCUUCAACACAACGAGAGACGCUCUUCUCAGCCAAACCAGACACCAAUCUAGCGUUAAACCAUGGCGGGGACAGUUGCACGGAAAGCCAUUGACCACCUGAAGAGCAAAGAAUUCAGGGAAUAUUUGAUGAGCACGCAUUUCUGGGGUCCAGUAGCAAACUGGGGUCUUCCUAUCGCCGCCUUCACAGAUAUGAAGAAGAGCCCUGAGAUUAUCAGUGGCAGGAUGACCUUCGCCCUGUGCUGCUAUUCACUGCUCUUCAUGAGGUUCGCCUACAAGGUGCAGCCUCGCAAUUGGCUGUUGUUUGCUUGCCAUUUGACCAACGAGGCAGCGCAGCUAGUCCAGGGAGGUCGUCUCAUCAAAUACAAAUUGGAGAAGAAGACAGGAUCUUAGCGGCCAAGUGAAGCCGAUGCAGACAUUUACUGCAGAAUGGCACCAUGGUGCUCCAACAGACAUCUAAACCUGGACAUCAAAGCCCAUCCACCUAAACAUUUUCUUUAGUCAUUGAUACUGUGGCACUUACACAAUUUUUAACCUGACCGAUCAUCCUCAAGAAGUUUUAGUCACUUUUUACUACACAGACAGAAAAAAGCAGACACUUUUCUUUAAGAAAUUAGGUCAACUGCUGUGAUUUAUUUUUAGAUUUAUGCAAUAUUCAUCAUUACACACAAAAAUAUAAUGUGGGUGAAUGUCUACCAGCCUGACAGUUAGAUGCUUUACACGCUGGAUCCACUGGCUGUUGCAGACUAGGCUGACACAAUCACCAAUCAUCUCAUUUCAUAUCAGUGAUAUUUCAUAGAGAACCUAGGCUGUUGUCAGUUUGUGCAAAUAGCACCCUUAAUAGCCCUUUGUCCACACCACGGCAGGUUAUGGCUGGCUAAGUAUAUAGAUUCUCAUUCAUUAACCUUUGCUUGAACACAGAGGACACGAGCUAAGCUUUGUUUGUUAUGCCCUGAAGCCAGAAAUAAUGCUGUACAACAAAAACAUUGUGUUUGAAGAUCUAAUUUGGCAUCUUAUUAUUAAAGUAUAAUAAAUAAUGAUUGUUAAUGUAUGUGAUGCAGCUGCCCACACUGUAAAGCUGUACAUAGACUGUCCAGGUUAUGAACCUACAUGACUGGGCAAGAUAAGCUGCUUCUGUCAGUGCUGACCAAACAUGUACUGAGUGUUGUUGUCAUACGUCAUUCACAUUAAUUUAUUGUCUGUGUAUAAUUCACAUUAUUUUUCCCUGAUUAAUAAUUUGAUUCUCUGGGUUUGUUAUAAUAAACAGGCUGUAUCCAACUUGAACACAA
This is a messenger RNA of Acanthopagrus latus (yellowfin seabream), 1351 nucleotides long. RefSeq names its product mitochondrial pyruvate carrier 1 (gene mpc1). Gene Ontology annotation, cellular component: mitochondrial inner membrane. The record is from RefSeq and is a predicted model, not a curated record. Bases 126 to 455 code for a protein of 109 amino acids. Gene Ontology annotation, biological process: pyruvate import into mitochondria. Lineage: Eukaryota; Metazoa; Chordata; Actinopteri; Spariformes; Sparidae. The transcript is spliced from 5 exons.